Messenger RNA from Stegodyphus dumicola, 1396 nucleotides. RefSeq names its product small nuclear ribonucleoprotein Sm D3-like. Gene Ontology annotation, biological process: RNA processing; spliceosomal snRNP assembly. Gene Ontology annotation, cellular component: spliceosomal complex. Lineage: Eukaryota; Metazoa; Arthropoda; Arachnida; Araneae; Eresidae. Gene Ontology annotation, molecular function: RNA binding. The record is from RefSeq and is a predicted model, not a curated record.
UUUUAAGAAGUGUUUGUAGGUUCGAAUUCAUUUUCUGUAGCUUAAACAACGUGAUUUUAGGUUCUGAGGCAGAGAUCUCUUUGCUUUGUAUCAUAUAAAUUACACUUUUUUUAGAGGAACGAACAUGUCAUUAGGGGUGCCAGUCAAAGUUCUUCACGAGGCAGAAGGUCAUAUAGUUACUCUUGAGACCAAUACGGGCGAAGUGUAUCGUGGUAAACUUGUAGAAGCAGAAGAUAAUAUGAAUUGUCAGAUGUCUGGAAUCACAGUGACAUACCGAGACGGCCGAGUUGCACAGUUAGAAAAUAUCUAUAUCAGAGGAAGCAAAAUACGGUUUUUAAUACUACCAGACAUGCUAAAAAAUGCACCAAUGUUUAAGAAAACUGGACCUAGAACAAGUGCCACUGCUAGUGGUCGUGGAAAAUCAGCCAUUUUACGUGCUCAGGCUGCAAGAGGUCGAGGACGUGCCCGAGGAUUAUUCCAACGUCAUAAGUAGAUACAUCUUCAUAUUUUUGGGGGAAGAUAUUGAAGCUUAUUUCUGUGUUUUUUAUUCAGUUUUCAUUUUAACAUUUUGUACGUAAAUUCUUCAUUAAAGUGCAUUUUAUCAUCAUCUGAUUAAUGAGGUUUAACUGCACUUGUGAUUGUAAAAGGGAAUUAAUAAAUUCUUUAUAUAAUAAUAAUUACUAUUAUUAUGGUAAAACUUUGGUUUGCAAGACUGUGAUUCAAUAAACUCUGAAAAUUCUUUUCAUAAAAAAAACACGGAUAUCGAAAUUAAAGAGUUAGGAAGUGCUAACUGCAUUUUUUGGUUGCAAAGUGCAAAGGACUUAUUAAUCAUGAAUUUGCAUUUAAAAAAAUAUUCAUUUAAUUAGCAUUUCUUCAAGGAAUUGUUUAUUAUUAUUAUUAUUAUUAAGGAAUAGGAUAAAGUGAGUUACGAAGGAUUCUGGUCAAUGGUUUCUUUUACACGAUAAUGCUGAAUAUCAUAAAGCAUUGUCUGUACAGCAGUGUGUUGCUUAUUUAGUUUCAGGGAUAAACCACUCACCAUAAUCUCCUGACUUACCGCCAAAUGAUUUUUUCCUUUUUCCAAUGGUUAUGAAAGAACAGAGAUUUGGAGACUUCUCUGAUCGAAUGUUGUGCGUAUUGUAAGAAGCAUUAGUUUUAAUGACUGUAAACAGUGUUUUGAUGACCUGAUGAAAAAUGAUAAUGUUUCGAUGACUGUUUGAAAAAUUGUGUAGAUUUCCUUUGGAUAUCAUUUUGAAAGGGAUAAUUAUUCAAAGAUGCAAAUCUUUUUCUUAUUUGUAAGAAACUGUCCCGUUGUGUGGGUGCAGCUUUUCUCUGUAUACUUUUGUUUUGUAAUUGCAGCAUUUUUAACAAUAUAAUGUUCUGUGCUCUGUUUACAUUA